UAGCUAGUGUGGUAUAUAGAGCAAUUGGGAGAAGAUGAAAAACUUGUAAAAUUGGCGGGUAAAGAAAAUGCUGCUACUAAGAACUCGUCUCUUCAUCCCUCAACUAUCAUCUUCUCUACUACCCACCAUUUCCAACCCUUCAAAACCCCUCAAUUUUUCUCUCUCCUUUCCUCUGCAAUCCUCAUUUUCUCUCUCCUCCACCAUCCCCAUUUUCCAUCGACAUGCAUUAUCAAGCUCCGCAGCUCCUCCACCGCCUUCGGACGCCACCAAAUUCACCAGCACUGUGCUCUUUGUCCCGCCGGGAGUCGACCCGAAUGACAUAACCGAAGAUAUGAUCUUACCCGGGUCCAACAUUGUUGUCGGACCUUAUGCGGGUCAUGCCCAGAUUAAGGAAGUUGCGUUUGUAAAGAGUAGUAGUCGGGCUAAGGAUUGCCCCGUUGAUGGGUUGCCUGAGUUUGCUGUUCUUGGUCGAUCUAAUGUUGGGAAAUCUUCGCUUAUUAAUACUCUUGUUAAGAAGAAAGAGGUUGCUUUGACUUCUAAAAAACCAGGGAAGACUCAGCUUAUCAAUCAUUUUCUGAUCAACAAGAGUUGGUAUAUUGUUGAUUUGCCUGGAUAUGGGUUUGCCAAAGCGUCUGAAUCUGCUCGAACAGAUUGGUCUGCAUUCACUAAAGGCUACUUCUUGAAUAGAGAUGCACUCGUUUCUGUGUUACUCCUAGUUGAUGCAAGUGUUCCCCCACAGAAGAUAGAUGUGGAUUGUGCUAAUUGGCUUGGGCGCAACAAUAUACCUAUCACCUUUGUGUUCACCAAGUGUGAUAAGAUGAAAGGCAGAAAAGGCGUACGGCCUGAGGAUAACAUCAGAAGUUUCCAUGAGUUAAUCAGACAGAAUUACAAACAACAUCCCCCAUGGAUCAUGACUAGCAGUGUCACUGGUCUAGGCCGAGACCAACUUCUACUCCACAUGUCACAACUAAGAAACUAUUGGGAUAGUUAGAAAGUAUAUUAGAAGAUUUCUGGUUUACAACUACAGAAAUGUCUACUUACCCUAUGUUAUCUUUUGCAAGUUUGUAUAAAAUGGAAUGAAGUUUUGAAAUUUUAUAAAGAAAAAAAAAUGGGAAGAUGUUUAUGUUGCUUGAUAUACUAUUGGUACUCGUAUAUGACACUUACAUUUAUUAUUAU
Chenopodium quinoa (quinoa) is the source of this 1176-nucleotide messenger RNA. Its product is annotated as GTP-binding protein At2g22870-like. Gene Ontology annotation, molecular function: GTP binding. Lineage: Eukaryota; Viridiplantae; Streptophyta; Magnoliopsida; Caryophyllales; Amaranthaceae. The record is from RefSeq and is a predicted model, not a curated record. The coding region runs from base 68 to 991 and encodes 307 amino acids. The transcript is spliced from 4 exons.